AUGCCAAAUAUCAAUUCCACAUGUGAAACUACUUCCAAGACUAAUUUUCUUGGAAUUGAACAGAAUGAGACAGCCCUACUAGCUUGGCUCCAAGCCGAGGGAUGUGACAUGCUUCCAGACUCUCUCUUGACCACAGCUUCCAUACUAUCUGGAUGGGUCAACACUCAUGAUAUCACAGCUCUCCUUGACAUGAGCCUAAGAGAGAUCACAAUGCAGACACAGCUUCAGCAAGAGGAAGAUAUGAGUUACACAGGAUUCCAUUCGCAGGGGGCAUGUUUGAAGGAAGACAGGAUGCAUCGAGCUCAGAUGGAAAUUUCAUUAUUUAGUAAUGCUAUUGCAAACUUGUGUGAAUACCUGGAAACUAGAAAUUACCCAAUUAGCACACAGAAGCCCCCAGUGAACACUAUUGCAUAUGCAGAGGCAUCCCCAGAGCUCAACCCGGUUGAUUCCAAUGCAACUGGAACACUUGGUUCCCUGAAAACAGCAGAAAUUUCUCCCAGAGGUUCUGACACUAGGCAGUCUAACGAUCAAUUUCUUUCCCUCCCUCGCUCAUUGAAAGCUUGGGUUGACAAUGUCACCUAUCAUGCAUACAUGAAUGCGACCUUUGCAGAAGCCAAGCCCCUUUACAUUCACGACAAUGAUAGCUUCAAAGCAAAGGAGCAGAAAACCCAUGAGGUUCUUAAGUCCGAUAUCUAUAUUCUGGGCCUAAAGAAGCAAUGCACGCAAUCUGAAGUGGACAUGCUUUCCGAAGCCAUAUCACACAUUUCUGAGUUUGGUGAUGACGCUACAUCUUCUGUAAGCGCUGUGACACAUGCAUCACUUUUGCCUGACGACUAUAUCGAAGAUCAGUUUGACGAUUGGGUGUCGACCUCGUAUGGCUCUUCCGAUAUUGAAUUUUUGUGA
Messenger RNA from Suillus fuscotomentosus, 903 nucleotides. RefSeq lists its product as uncharacterized. Bases 1 to 903 code for a protein of 300 amino acids. The record is from RefSeq and is a predicted model, not a curated record. Lineage: Eukaryota; Fungi; Basidiomycota; Agaricomycetes; Boletales; Suillaceae. The transcript is spliced from 6 exons.